ACAAAAGAUAAAAGGAAAAGGGAAAGGAAAGAAAUGUUGAGUUGCCAAUGGAGCAGCAGCUUCACUAGAGUAUGCUACAGUUCACCAUUUCCCUCGCAGCAAUUUAAUAAUAAGGCGUUAAACUUGAACAGACACUGUUCCCUUACCAAAUCAUCUAUGGAGGAUUCCAGUUCUCAGGUUUCGCAAUCGCUCUUUCAAUUUCUCACAAAGAAGCCUUACGAGCCUCCUCAAUGGGCCUCUCAUCUUAGCCCCCUUCCCUCUCACACUUUUUCCCUUGGACAUUUUCCGACUCCAAUUCACAAGUGGAACCUGCCUAAUUUGCCCAAGGACACUGAGGUUUGGUUAAAGCGUGAUGAUAUAUCAGGAAUGCAGUUGAGUGGAAACAAGGUCAGGAAGCUAGAGUUCUUGUUGGGAGAUGCUGUGGCACAGGGGGCUGACUGCAUAGUAACUAUAGGUGGCAUACAAAGUAAUCACUGCCGUGCUACUGCUGUCGCUUCCAAGUACAUAAACCUUGACUGUUAUCUCAUCUUACGCACUUCAAAGUUGCUUGUGGAUAAAGAUCCUGGAUUGAUAGGGAACCUCCUUGUUGAGCGAUUAGUUGGAGCGCACAUCGAUCUUGUCUCAAAAGAAGAAUAUGCAAAAGUUGGCAGUGAGGCUCUUACCAAAUUAUUGAAAGAAAAGCUGUUAAAUGAAGGAAGAAAGCCGUAUGUCAUCCCUGUUGGUGGAUCCAAUUCUUUAGGAACCUGGGGCUAUAUUGAAGCAAUCCGGGAAGUUGAGCAACAACUUCAGCACUCAAGCAGUGAAUGGAAAUUCGAUGACAUUGUUGUAGCUUGUGGCAGUGGGGGUACAGUCGCUGGUUUGUCAAUUGCAUCCAGGCUCAGUGGCUUGAAAGCAAAAGUUAAUGCAUUUUGUGUUUGUGACGAUCCGGAUUAUUUUUAUGAAUAUGUUCAAGGCCUACUUGAUGGAAUUAAUGCAGGCGUCAGCUCACGUGAUAUUGUUAGCAUUCAAAAUGCGAAAGGCCUUGGGUAUGCUAUGAGCACAGCUGACGAGCUUAAAUUUGUGAAGCAAGUUGCUGAAGCCACAGGUGUUAUUCUCGACCCUGUCUACAGUGGUAAAGCAGCUUAUGGAAUGAUAAAAGACAUGAACGAGAAUCCAACAAAGUGGGAGGGAAGAAAGAUUCUCUUCAUACAUACAGGUGGCCUACUGGGUUUAUAUGACAAAGCUGAUGAAAUGGCCUCAUUAAUGGGCAAAUGGCGUAAGAUGGAUAUCAAUGAAUCUAUCCCAAGACAAGACGGCAUCGGCAAAAUGUUCUAAAAUCUUGAAAGAGGUGAUACCAAAUUGUGUUGUCAACAUGUCAGGAUGAGCACCAGCAUUUCUAGAUUUUUUUAGUUGAAUAAAAGAAAGUGCUUUGUGCCACUUGUACGAAUGGUUGAAUUAUGAAUAUGAUUUAUCUCUUGAAAGCUUGAAUAAUUUGAGUGUAAA
Nicotiana tabacum (common tobacco) is the source of this 1482-nucleotide messenger RNA. Its product is annotated as bifunctional D-cysteine desulfhydrase/1-aminocyclopropane-1-carboxylate deaminase, mitochondrial. NCBI's taxonomy places the organism in Eukaryota, Viridiplantae, Streptophyta, Magnoliopsida, Solanales, Solanaceae. The record is from RefSeq and is a predicted model, not a curated record. Gene Ontology annotation, molecular function: D-cysteine desulfhydrase activity.